Messenger RNA from Gracilinanus agilis (Agile Gracile Mouse Opossum), 1536 nucleotides. RefSeq names its product potassium voltage-gated channel modifier subfamily G member 1 (gene KCNG1). NCBI's taxonomy places the organism in Eukaryota, Metazoa, Chordata, Mammalia, Didelphimorphia, Didelphidae. The coding region runs from base 1 to 1536 and encodes 511 amino acids. Gene Ontology annotation, molecular function: delayed rectifier potassium channel activity; protein binding. The record is from RefSeq and is a predicted model, not a curated record. The transcript is spliced from 2 exons. Gene Ontology annotation, cellular component: membrane; voltage-gated potassium channel complex. Gene Ontology annotation, biological process: potassium ion transmembrane transport; protein homooligomerization; regulation of delayed rectifier potassium channel activity.
AUGACCCUCUUGCCUGGAGAAAACUCAGAUUAUGAUUACAGUGCCCUGAGCUGCACGUCAGAUGCUUCUUUCAGUCAUCAGCAUGCAUUCUUUCCACGGACUGAGUCACUCAAGGGUGUAUUUUACCGCAGAGCCAAGAGACUUCACCCCAAAGACAACGCCCACCAAAGCAUUCAACCUGAAGAUCGAAAAAGGCAGAUCAUCAUUAAUGUGGGGGGGAUCAAGUACUUGCUGCCAUGGACUACUCUGGACGAGUUCCCCUUGACACGUCUGGGCCAACUCAAGUCCUGUACCAACUUCGAUGAUAUCCUCAAUGUCUGUGAUGACUAUGAUGUGACCUGCAAUGAGUUCUUCUUUGAUCGCAACCCUGGGGCCUUCCGGACAAUCUUGACUUUUCUUCAGGUGGGGAAACUUCGGCUACUCAGGGAGAUGUGUGCCCUCUCUUUCCAGGAGGAGCUUCUAUACUGGGGCAUUGAGGAAGACAACUUAGACUGGUGUUGCAGGCGACGAUACCUGCAGAAGAUUGAAGAGUUUGCUGAAAUGAACGAAAGGGAGGAUGACCUUCCAGAGAGUGAAAGUCCUGGGGAGAUGGUCGAGGAGACCAGGUUGGGCCAGUGCAUGAAGAGACUGCAGGACAUGGUGGAAAGACCUCAUUCAGGGCUACCAGGGAAGGUGUUUGCCUGUCUUUCUGUGCUAUUUGUAACCAUCACAGCAGUGAAUCUUUCUAUCAGCACCAUGCCCAGCUUGAGAGAAGAAGAAGAACAAGGCGAAUGUUCCCAGAUGUGCUACAACAUCUUCAUUGUGGAGUCUGUGUGUGUGGGCUGGUUCUCCCUCGAGUUCCUGUUGAGGUUCAUCCAGGCACCCAGCAAAUUUUCCUUCCUUCGGAGCCCCUUGACUCUGAUUGACAUAAUUGCCAUCCUUCCCUAUUACAUCACUCUGGUUGUGGACAGCACAUCUGUGGACCAAAAAAAGCCUAGCUCUGGCAACAGCUACCUGGACAAGGUGGGCCUUGUGCUCCGUAUCCUUCGGGCCUUGAGGAUCUUGUAUGUGAUGAGACUGGCAAGACACUCUCUGGGUCUACAGACACUCGGACUCACAGCCCGACGGUGUACCCGAGAAUUUGGGCUCUUGCUGCUAUUCCUUUGUGUGGCUAUAGCACUCUUUGCCCCCUUACUUUAUGUCAUUGAGAAUGAAAUGGCUGAUAGCCAAGAAUUCAGUAGCAUCCCAGCCUGCUACUGGUGGGCUGUCAUCACCAUGACAACGGUGGGAUAUGGUGACAUGGUGCCCAGGAGUACUCCUGGACAGGUGGUGGCCCUGAGCAGCAUACUCAGUGGCAUCCUCCUCAUGGCAUUCCCUGUGACUUCCAUUUUCCACACAUUCUCCCGCUCCUACCUGGAGCUGAAGCAGGAACAGGAAAGAGUCAUGUACAGAAGGGCACAAUUCCUGAUCAAAACCAAGUCCCAAUUAAGUAACAUGUCACAGAACAGCAAUGUUUUAUUUGGUAGCACCUCCUCAGAUGCUAGAGACAAUAACUGA